Molecule: messenger RNA, 612 nt
Organism: Dermacentor silvarum
Lineage: Eukaryota; Metazoa; Arthropoda; Arachnida; Ixodida; Ixodidae
Exons: 2
Coding region: 136-612 (158 amino acids)
Source: RefSeq, a predicted model, not a curated record
GUUCAUCUCAGGCUGUCCAAAUGCCGGCUCGGAGAGGCGUUUGCGGUGGCCGCCGCAGCCAAUCUGCUAUUUGAUUGGCGGCUCCGGGAUCUCAACGUAGCGGAUAACGAUUUCUCCAUCGGUGCAGUGUACAACAUGAUGCAGGCACUGGAGGUGAACAAGACGCUGGAGGCACUAGUCGUCAAUGUGACGGGCACGCAGCCCCAGUUCGAGGUCUCCUGCCUCUUCAACUUGAUCCGGAAAAUCGACGUGUUCUCCCGCUUGAAAUUAAACUGGGUCCACCCUCGUGGAUCAGACUUCGCGAAAGGCGUCCGUGCUUCCCAAGUGCCCACAAUUUGGCGAAGCCUGGAUGAGAGUGGAGUGGAGGACGCGGAGAAGUUCCUGGAGGCUCUCGUCUCCAUUCGAAACGUUGGUCUGGCCUUGCUCGAAUGCACAACUCUAGCAAAGCAACGCGUAGUUCAAAAGCUGACCGACACUCUUACGAGGAUCAAGUGCCUGAGGAAAGUACCGCUUCUUUAUCACAUACGGAAGAGCCCUCGGAACACUCCUGUUUCACCACUGAAAUCUGAGACGCAGAUUCGGCAACCACCUAACUUGAUUCAGGGGCGUUGA